CCAUCAAUCAAAGUCAUGACCCCGCCCGUUCUGACAACGAAAACCAAUCAGCGGUUCCGAGACCGCCCCCUCCCGAAGACAGGCGCGAGAGGUGACCCCGGAUGUAGAUGUGUGGCAGGCGUUGACCCUAGAUGUUUGGGAUGCCACAGCAACGGGACGAGUGAGAUGGAGCGUGACCAGGCGGAGCGUCCACCACGUGCCCUUCCACCAUUGCCAAGCAGCGAAACUAAAGAUGCAUCUACAAGCAAAACCAAAAAGAAAAAAGCCAGGACAAGUAAUGGAGUAGAUACUUUGAUGAGCUCAACAGGAAGGCGCAAAUCUGAAAGCAUAGAGCCCCUUACCCCAGACCUUCAGGAUGCUCCUCCUCAAAAGAAAAAGAAGAAGAGAAAGCUUCUACCAGCAGCUGGUGAGCAGGAUUCAGAAACCACCUUUACUCAGCAGAGUAUGUCUGAAGUGUACAACUUGUACAGUGGACCAAACAAUGAACUUUCACGUAAAACCAGGAAGAGAAACAAGAGAACUCGCCCAGCAGUCCACAGCAAUGAACUUGAAGUGGAGGAAGACGACAUUAUCGAUGAUGGGCAAGCUCCCUGGCCCAAAGGUCCUCUAUUUGCUCAAUCCUUGGGUUCCAGCCAGCCUGUGAACAAAGUAUUUCUUGAACGUAGCCGACGGUUUCAGGCUGCUGACAGGGUUGAAGCAGAGAAAAUUGCCAAACAAGUCGAGGUUUACAUGGAAGUCAAAUCCACCCGGACAACCAAAGAUGUCUCUUUACAGGCACACCGUGGAUUCAGGAUAAUUGGGCUUUUCUCACAAGGAUUUCUGGCCGGAUACACGGUGUGGAACAUUGUGGUAGUUUAUGUGCUUUCUGGUUACAAUUUCGUCAACAUCUCAAAUUUGCUCCAGCAAUACAGCAUGCUAGUCUACCCAAGCCAGUGCCUCCUGUAUUUUUUGCUUGCAAUCAGCACAGUCUCAGCAUUUGACAGGCUUAACAUGGCUGAUGCGUCAAUGACACUCCGCAGAAUGGUGACACUGGACCCCACAGCAGUUGCCUCUUUCUUAUAUGUUGCAGCUCUGAUACUAUCACUCAGCCAGCAGAUGGCCAGUGACAAGUUUAACUGGUACAGGUCACCACAAGAUAUCACCAAUGCCACACUUUGGACUUCCGGAUCAGAGUUUUUGAUUCUGCACUCUUGGGUUGUUGUAAACCUGGUAGCUACCAUCUUAGUUUCACUGGCCUGGAUUUUCCUGUCUUAUCAGCCUAUGCUUGAUCAUACUGAAGAAGUGGAGUUUGGAUUGGCUGUGAAUGAUACAGUUGAACCUAAUGAGAAAUCCAAAGCACAAGCAUAAACCAGUGUCUGGUUGAAGAAAUAUGAAACAUUCUCUCUGAAUGGUUUUACUUUGAAUAGGUUACUUUGAAAACCCUUUUGUAUUGUUUAAGAUGAAUUUAUAUUGUGCAGGUAUUUACAUUUUUUUAUACCAGAGCUGAUCCUCACCUUGUUGUUAAGUGAUUGUUCCAACCUAACAUUAAUGCCUGUUGGUCAACAAAUGUUGUAGCAUUUGCAAUUCAAUGUAGAGCAUUGAUCAUUGUCUGAAUGCAGCCACAAAUGUUAAAGCUCAAGGCUUAUUAUUCCAAUUGCCCAUCAUUUGGUACUAUUUGCCACUAACGUGGCCAUCCUGGAGAGAAAAUGAGAGUGGCAUUUACACAAAAGGAUGAAAAAGAAGAUGCAUUGUGUAUGAGUGACACUAUGAAGCAUUUUGAGACACUACGGAGGCAGCCUGAUUUAUUAUCCAAUCUGUUUUGGACAAUGUCCAAGUUAUGUUUGGCAGGACAGUGCAAAAGGAGCCUAUUGAUGACUGAAAAGAGGUGAUUGGAUACAAUGCAACAUACUUAGGUCGAUCAAGGGCAUGUAUGCUGAUGCAUGGGUUUAAAUGUGGAUCUCGGAAUGCGAUGAAAGCAGUAUCUUGAGAAACAAUGGCCAUUCAGAUGGUUCAGAAAUUAUAUAUAGAGACUCCUUACAGAAAUGAACUCCGGAUCGCCCCAAGCUGUAAUACUCUAGUGCUAACCAUGGUGCCCAUUUCUGGUGAUUAGCACAACACUAUUACAGUUUGGAGUGUUCCAGAGUUCAGUUCUAGUGCCAUUCUUUAACGAGUCUCUGCACAUCCUCCCCAUGGAAUGCAUGGAUUUUCUCCAGGUCCUCCAGUUUCUUCCCACAGUCCAAAGACAUAUUGGGUAGAUUAAAUGGUCAUUGCAAAUUGUCCCGUGAUUAGCUUAGCAUUAUCUGGGCUAGUUGGAGGGCUGCGGGGUGGCGUGGCUCAAAGGGCCAGAAAGGGCCUACUCCGCGCUAUAUCACUAAAUAAAUCAAAUAAAUAUCUAAUUAUUCAGAUAGAUGCUCCUCUUCUGAAUGUAACUGUAUGAGGAUCAUAAUUAUAUGUGUACUAUGUGACUAAUAUGUACUUUAUUUUUCACCCCGGCCCCAAAGGAAUUAUGUUUUGUUUAGCUGUAUACAUGUGUAUGGUUGAAUGACAAUAAACUUGAUGCAGCAAUAUCCAAGCAAAAAUUAC
Hypanus sabinus (Atlantic stingray) is the source of this 2562-nucleotide messenger RNA. RefSeq names its product transmembrane protein 237-like. The record is from RefSeq and is a predicted model, not a curated record. The transcript is spliced from 13 exons. Gene Ontology annotation, biological process: cilium assembly. Bases 16 to 1347 code for a protein of 443 amino acids. Gene Ontology annotation, cellular component: ciliary transition zone. Lineage: Eukaryota; Metazoa; Chordata; Chondrichthyes; Myliobatiformes; Dasyatidae.